UAUCUUUUUCUAUCUAAUUUUCUAAAAAAUUUUAUGAUUAAUAAAUUUAUAUUUCCUUAAUUUCGCAAGAUAUCUCGGUAUCUUACGACAAAAUAAAAGAGGAAAAAUGAUAUAUGUAUUACUUGCAUAGUUUAUAGUGAAUUAAUAAUAAUAAUGGAAGUGAACAGCAUCGACGAGGAAGACGAGGAUGUUGUGAUACAAGGUGGUGCUCUUCAUGAACAUUUGUCAAAAUUGGGUUAUAUUGACUUCGAGAGUAUGUCCAUGCCUAAGAGAACAUAUUUCGAAAAAAAACAUUAUUUAAAUAUUGAUAUUAGAAAUAUUGUGAAAAGGAUUUAUACAAAAUUAUUUUCUCUUUAUUCCUGGAUAACACAGGAAAAAAAUAUUUCUGAAAAACAGUUGAAAGUUAUUUUGAAUGCAGAUACUUUAUUAAACGAUCAUUUUUCUGUGAUUAACAGCUUUGUAACCAAGUGCAAUAAUAGAUCUAAAAAAAUAAUGUUGCAAGAAUUAAUUAUGACAGGAGUUGUAUUAGUCUCUUCAAUCUAUGUUUCACUGUACAGAUACAAGAUAGUAUCAGCAUUAUUUAUAUCAUCAAUUUGUUGCAUGGGUUAUAUAAAAUGUUUGCGUUUUUAUGCAAAUAGAAACUUAGAAAAUAUUAUAUUAUUACAAAAUGAACUUUUUGUCUUAUGUAAAGAAGGUCUUAAGAUUUUACAACGUGAUUAUAAAAUAAAAUUGGAUUCUGAAACAUGUCUUCAACAAUUUUCUCAUUUCUUAGGUGAAAAAUUACAAUACUUAGAAUCUCUGAGAGAUAUUUUAAUAAAAUUUAUGAAAAAUAUUUCCUGCACAUAUUAUGAAUGUUCACUAUCAAUUGCAAAAUUGCUACCACCGGACAUAUUUAAUGAAGAAUUAUUUACGAAAUUCGAGCAUAACUGGUUUAAAGAAUCUGGCGAAAUUAAUCACCAAGAAUUAAAAAAAUUGUAUCACACCUAUCUUUUAGUACAGUCAGAAAUGUUGUAUUUAUUAGCUAUUGCAUAUGACAGUGAUACUUGGAUAUAUUCCUGCCAGAAGAUUCCUGAAACAAAAUUAACGAAUAUAAUUUAUAUUUUACCUAAAAAAUUGGCAAUGUAUAAAGUUAAAUUAUCAGAAGUUAUUAACGCUUAUCGUACUUGCAAAAUAGAACCAGUUCGAUAUAAGACACGGGACAGAAUUAAGUGGCACGAUCCAACUGUCCAAUUAGAUUUGGCAUCAUAUAAACUGCAAUUGGCUUACAAUCAAAUUUUUUCAAUAUUUAAAAAUAUUGAUGAUUGUAUUAAUCAGGAAAAUGCUAUCGAUAAUGAAACAGCUGAUACAUUAAUGCAAAAGUUGGAUAAAGCAUUCAAGGAAAUUUACACAGCUAAAAAUUUAGCAGAAUUUGUUGUUAUGUUGAUAGCGAGAUCGCGAUUCAAUGAUUUGAGAAGCAGUCAAUCUACAGCUGAUAGUAUUGCAAUAAAUGAAAAUUCUGAUUUGCCAAUAAUCAUUGAUUCGGAUCCGGAGAUCCUUGAUGAGGUAUUUGAAGAGUAUAUAAAAGAAGAAUAUUUAAAUCCGUCAGAUGAAACUAUGGACGAAUAUUCGUUAGAGCAAAAAAAGCUGGAUAAGCUUCUAGCAAAAAGUUUCAUGAGCGAAUUGAAAGAAGCUUUAGUCGAUAAACAUAAGUCUAUGUCGGAACGAGAGUCUAGAGCGCUACAACGUCUACAUAAAGAUAUAUCAAAGAAUCUUGCAUCGAGUAUGGAAGACAAUGCAAAUAAGGACUAUCAGAUUAUACCUGUUCCACCACCAAUGCCUUCUUACAAAAUAUGGUCAACACCAUCGAGCGAUAUUGAUUCAGAUUACAGGAAAGUGACUUCUCCUAUUCGUAAGAUAGAAAAUAAUGAUUCGUCUAUUCAAGAAAAAUUCAACGAAUCAAAUGAAGAAAACAAUGUAAAUCCUGUAAAAGCGCUGAAACGUGAUAUUUAUAAUAUAUCAUUCAUCGAAGACUGCAACAAUCAAGAUGAAGAAUCUGUUACAUCCUUACCACAGAUUCUUCUUGAAACUCAAGCCACGCGAUUCGUCACAAAACUACCAUCAUCUUUUCUUCAAGAGGAAACGUUCAUAGGAAGCGGUGAGAAUUCUGAGGAUGAGAUCAUAAGUGACACAAGCGAUGAUGAGACAGACAAAAAAACUAUUAGUAAUAAAGAAAUCAUACAUUCGUGAUAUUUGACAUUGAUUAAUUUUCUCCUUUUUAUAUUUCAUAUCAUUUUUUUUUACAUGUUUUGAAUGACAUAUCAGCGAUAGCGAUGUGAAAUAUAUAUAGAUGCGCCAACAGACUUUGAUUUAUCUAAAAAUGGCUUGGAAGUUUUCUAAUUGAUUAUAAUCCAUUUUUAGAGGCACCUUUUAUUGAUAAAGAGGAUUCAGAAUAUGUCAAACGAAUGUAUGUCAUACAUUAAACAUUUAUAUUCCAUGUAACUUAA
Messenger RNA from Pogonomyrmex barbatus (red harvester ant), 2483 nucleotides. RefSeq lists its product as uncharacterized. The record is from RefSeq and is a predicted model, not a curated record. Lineage: Eukaryota; Metazoa; Arthropoda; Insecta; Hymenoptera; Formicidae.